AGCUGUAAAUCUUUGUGAAAUUAACCCCUGUCAAAACGGAGGCACAUGUGUGAAUAUGCAAACAUCAUUCCAAUGUGUAUGUCCUGCUGGUUACUUUGGGUCACUUUGUGAAGUUGUAGAUCCUUGUGGAAAUAACCCUUGCCAAAAUGGAGGCAUCUGUAUGAAUGUGGACACAUCAUUCCAAUGCAUUUGCCCUGCUGGAUACUUUGGGUCAUUUUGCGAAAUAGAUGUUGAUGAGUGUCAAUCAUUUCCUUGUCAAAACAAUGGCCAUUGUACCAAUCUCAUCAAUGAAUUCUCUUGUCAAUGUAUCAACGGAUGGACAGGGGAAACCUGUACAGUUGAUGUGAAUGAGUGUCUCAGUGCACCAUGUCGGAAUGGUGGGAAUUGCUUCAACCUCCAGAAUCGCUUUGAAUGUCAGUGUUCACCUGGUUGGAAGGGAGACACAUGUGACAGUGAGAUAAAUGAAUGCAGUAGUAACCCUUGCCAGAAUGGAGGUACCUGUGAAGACUUUGUUGAUUUUUUUCGAUGCUUGUGUCCUGAUGGUGUCCAAGGAACAUUCUGUGAUCAAGGAAUACAGGAAUGCAGUAGCACUCCUUGUCAAAAUGGUGGGACUUGCAUGGAUGGAAUCAAUCGUUAUGACUGCACUUGUCCAUUUGGUUGGUCAGGUGUGAAUUGCGAAAUUGAGGUGCGAGAGUGUGCUAGUUCACCAUGUCAGAAUGGCGCAGCUUGCAUUGAGUUAAUCGGUGCAUAUUCAUGUACGUGUGCUCCAGGCUACCAAGGAACUGUCUGUGCUGAAGAGGUGAAUGAGUGCGCUAGUAGCCCUUGCCAGAAUGGUGGUACGUGUGAGGAUUUUGUUGAUUUUUUCCGCUGUUUGUGUCCUAACGGCAUCCAAGGAACAUUCUGUGAUCAAGUGCAUGAGUUGAGUCAGCAUGAUUACCGACUGUGUAAUUAUCAGUUUUAUCACAUGUUCUUUUUCUGUGAUGAAAUUGAUGAUGUGUGUAUUUUAGAUGUUGAUGAAUGCGCCGGUAACAUUUGUCAGUUUGGUGGGACGUGCCAAAACACACCUGGUAGUUACAUUUGUACUUGUGCCCAAGGUUUCAGCGGCCCAAAUUGUGAAAUUGAUGAAGAUGAAUGUUUGUCUGAUCCAUGUAUCAAUGGAGCCUGUAUAAAUUUACAAGGCUCUUUCCAGUGCAAUUGUUUGGCUGGCUGGAGUGGAACAUUAUGUGAAACAAAUAUUGAUAAUUGUGCAGCAUUGCCUUGUUCGAAUGGAGCCACCUGUACUGAUUUAGUAAAUGCUUACAUCUGUGAAUGUCCACCUGGGUAUACUGGAACCAAUUGUGAAUUAGAUGUUAAUGAAUGUUCUCCUACUAAUCCUUGUUUAAAUGGAGCUGCCUGCAUCAAUUUACAAAGCUCUUUCCAAUGCAAUUGUGCUGGUGGCUGGACUGGAACAUUAUGUAAUAUAGAUGUUAAUGAAUGUUCUACUAAUCCUUGUUUAAAUGGAGCUGCCUGCAUCAAUUUACAAGGCUCUUUCAAAUGCAAUUGUGUUGGUGGCUGGACUGGAACAUUAUGUAAUAUAGAUAUUAAUGAAUGUUCUCCUACUAAUCCUUGUUUAAAUGGAGCCAUCUGUGUCAAUUUACAAGGCUCUUUCGAAUGCAAUUGUGCGGCUGGCUGGAGCGGAACAUUAUGUAAUACAGAUGUUAAUGAGUGUUCUCCUACUAAUCCUUGUUUAAAUGGAGCCGCCUGCAUCAAUUUACAAGGCUCUUUCCAAUGCAUUUGUGUUGGUGGCUGGAGUGGAACAUUAUGUAAUACAGAUGUUAAUGAAUGUUCUCCCACUAAUCCUUGUUUGAAUGGAGCCACCUGUGUCAAUUUACAAGGCUCUUUCGAAUGCAAUUGUGCGGCUGGCUGGAGCGGAACAUUAUGUAAUACAGAUGUUAAUGAAUGUUCUCUUACAAAUCCUUGUUUGAACGGAGCUGUCUGUGUCAAUUUACAAGGCUCUUUCGAAUGCAAUUGUGCUGCUGGCUGGAGCGGAACAUUAUGUAAUAUAGAUGUUAAUGAAUGUUCUACUAAUCCUUGUUUGAACGGAGCUGCCUGUGUCAAUUUACAAGGCUCUUUCCAAUGCAAUUGUGCUGCUGGGUGGACUGGAACAUUAUGUAAUAUAGAUAUCAACGAAUGUCUUCCAAAUCCUUGUAUGAAUGCAGCAAACUGUUUUAAUACACUUGGUUCCUUUCAAUGUGUUUGUGUUGCUGGAUGGACUGGACCAUUAUGUGAAAUAGAUAUUGAUGAAUGUGCAGUUGCACCCUGUCUGAAUGGAGCCACCUGUAAUAAUCUAGUUAAUAGUUACACCUGUACAUGUCCCAUGGGAUAUACAGGAACCAAUUGUGAGACAGAUAUUGAUGAGUGUGCAGUUGCACCCUGUCAGAAUGGAGCCACCUGUAAUAAUCUAGUUAAUAGUUACUUCUGUACAUGCGCCAUGGGAUAUACUGGAAUCAAUUGUGAAACAGAUAUUGAUAAUUGUGCAGCAGCACCCUGUCAGAAUGGAGCCACCUGUAAUGAUCUAGUUAAUAGUUACUUCUGUACAUGCGUCAUGGGAUAUACAGGAACCAAUUGUGAAUUUGAUGUUGAUGAAUGUGCAGCAUUACCUUGUUUGAAUGGAGCCACCUGUACUGAUUUAGUAAAUGCUUACACCUGUGCUUGUACACCCGGGUAUACUGGCUUCAAUUGUGAAACAGAUAUCAAUGAAUGCGCUACAAUUCCUUGUUCCAAUGGUGCAACCUGUUUUAACAGACCUGGCUCCUUCCAAUGUCUUUGCGUUCCUGGAUGGAUUGGACCAUUUUGUGAAAUAGAUAUUGAUGAAUGUUCAGUAGGACCUUGUCAGAAUGGAGCCACCUGUAACAAUCUAGUUAAUAGAUACACCUGUACAUGUGUCAUGGGAUAUACAGGAACCAAUUGUGAAUCAGAUGUGGAUGAGUGUUUACCAGGUCCGUGUUUGAAUGGGGCCACCUGCAAUAAUUUAUUUAAUAGUUACACCUGUACAUGUGCUGCUGGAUACAUGGGAAACCACUGCGGAACAGCAAUCCAAGAAUGCCAAUCCAACCCAUGUCAAAAUGGUGCUACUUGCAUUGAACAAGUACCUGGUUACACCUGUCAAUGUUUAUCUGGUUACCAAGGCACCCAUUGUGAAGAAGUCACAGAUUUUUGCGCUUACAACCUCUGCGUGAAUGGUGCCACAUGUCAAGAUACAGUUUCAGGGUACACUUGUGCUUGUAUUCCAGGGUGGACUGGUGUCUACUGUCAAUUAGAAAUUAAUGAGUGUUCAAGUUUCCCUUGUCAAAAUGGCAGAGAAUGCAGCAACCAGGUGAACCGGUAUCAAUGUACCUGCCCUCAGGGCUACUCUGGUUUAUAUAAAGUGGAUGCAUGUGUGAGCAACCCGUGUAUCAAUGGCGGCACUUGUCAAGAUCAAGGAUCUCAAAGUUACAUCUGUGACUGCACCGCCCUCUGGCAGGGAACCAAUUGUGAAACACUAACAGCAAGCACAUAG
This is a messenger RNA of Anneissia japonica, 3538 nucleotides long. RefSeq names its product neurogenic locus notch homolog protein 2-like. The coding region runs from base 56 to 3538 and encodes 1160 amino acids. The record is from RefSeq and is a predicted model, not a curated record. The transcript is spliced from 31 exons. Gene Ontology annotation, molecular function: calcium ion binding. Lineage: Eukaryota; Metazoa; Echinodermata; Crinoidea; Comatulida; Comatulidae.